This is a messenger RNA of Iphiclides podalirius (scarce swallowtail), 282 nucleotides long. NCBI's taxonomy places the organism in Eukaryota, Metazoa, Arthropoda, Insecta, Lepidoptera, Papilionidae. The record is from the annotation of a GenBank genome assembly.
AUGUCCGUCCAACGGCGCUUGACGCGCGAUUGUAAGAGGGAGUUUCACUUUCGCUCCUCCGACACCGCGGCGGGAAAAACGCCUCUAGAGCCGUCGCCAAGGCGCCGCUACGCCGCAGGCCCAAACAAGCGCGCAAAAAACGCGCACAGCCAACUCCAAGUGGUACUAAGCGGCGGCCGCGAGCGCCGCCCGACCGCCUUAUCACUGUCGAUAAGGAGCAUUCGCGGCGUCGUUAUCGCGUCCCGUUCUGCCCACCGCAAACCACCCGAAAUGUCGCCGCCG